Psammomys obesus (fat sand rat) is the source of this 7628-nucleotide messenger RNA. RefSeq names its product ALF transcription elongation factor 3 (gene Aff3). The transcript has 23 exons. The record is from RefSeq and is a predicted model, not a curated record. Gene Ontology annotation, cellular component: nucleus; super elongation complex. Gene Ontology annotation, biological process: regulation of gene expression. The coding region runs from base 4 to 3744 and encodes 1246 amino acids. Lineage: Eukaryota; Metazoa; Chordata; Mammalia; Rodentia; Muridae.
ACCAUGGACAGCUUCGACUUAGCCCUGCUCCAGGAAUGGGACCUGGAGUCGCUGUGGGGUGAAGACAUCUUAAGCCAGAGGACUGAUUCUCUAGUUCUGGAAUUUCAGUCAUCAGCCAGCAGAUGCAGGAGCGUCUAUGAACCAGACAGGAAUGCGUUACGGAGGAAAGAACGAGAAAGAAGAAGUCAGGAAACGCAGCAGGACGGUGGCAGCUUUAGUUCCAGUUACUCCCUCUUCAGUGAACCUUACAAGACUAACAAGGGGGAUGAGCUCUCCAACCGGAUCCAGAACACGUUAGGAAAUUACGACGAAAUGAAAGACUUUUUAACCGAUAGAUCCAACCAGAGUCACCUCGUUGGCGUGCCCAAGCCGGGUGUGCCGCAGACUCCCGUGAAUAACAAGAUAGAUGAGCACUUUGUGCCAGACUCAAGAGCCCAGCCCCAGCCCUCGUCGGUCUGUAGCACCACGCCUUCCACACCCGCAGGAGGCCCUGUGCCGCAGGGCAAGAGGGGCGCUGUGGGCUGGCAGAAGGCUGGCCACCCACCGUCAGAUGGCCAGCCGAGAGCAGCACAACAGGGCUCUCUCAGGACCUUGCUUGGAGACGGGGUCGGCAGACAGCAGACAAGGGCCAAGCAAGUGUGCAACCUGGAGGCAGGUCUUCAGACCCAGGAGAGGCCACCUGCCAUGGCAGCCAAGCACGGCAGCAGCGGACACUGUGUUCAGAGCUUUCCUCCGUCCCUGGCUUCAAAACCCAGCCUGGUCCAGCAGAAACCCACCGCCUACGUGCGGCCGAUGGAUGGCCAAGACCAGGCGCCUGAUGAAUCUCCCAAGCUUAAGUCGUCCACAGAAACUGGUUUGCACUGCACAUCCUACAGAGGGGUCCCAGCCAGUAAGCCAGAGUCGGCCAGGGCCAAGGCCAAGCUUGCCAAGUUCAGCAUCCCCAAGCAAGGAGAGGAGAGUAGAUCUGGAGAAAGCAACAGCUGUGUUGAAGAAAUAAUUCGGGAGAUGACCUGGCUUCCUCCCCUUUCUGCUGUUCAAGGUCCCAGCAAAGCAGAACCAAGCAAGUUCCCAUUCCCAAAUAAGGACUCUCAACUUGUUUCCUCUGGACACAAUAAUCCAAAGAAAGCUGACGCGGAGCCAGAGAGUCCAGACAAUGGUACAUCGAAUACCUCGAUGCUGGAAGAUGACCUGAAGCUGAGCAGUGAUGACGAAGACAGCGAGCAGCAGACAGCCCAGAGGACAGCUCUCCGCGCUCUGUCUGACAGCUCCGUGGUCCAGCAGACCAACUGCAGAGGUUCCGUGCCGUCCAGCAAGGGCAGCAGCAGCAGCAGCGGCAGCAGCAGCUCCUCCAGCGACUCAGAAAGCAGCUCCGGCUCCGACUCAGAGACCGAGAGCAGCUCCAGCGAGAGCGAGGGCAGCAAGCCUCCACACUGCUCCAGCCCCGAGGCCGAGCCUGCGCCCUCAAACAAGUGGCAGCUGGAUAAAUGGCUGAACAAAGUUAAUCCCCACAAGCCGCCGAUCCUGAUCCAAAAUGAGAGCCAAGGCCCCGAAAGGAUUCAGUACUACCCUGCGCUGAAAGAGGAAGGGCAGGGCUGCGGGAAGCUUGCGGAGAUCUGCCAAGCCGGCCUGAGGGACAAGGAGCUCAAGACCGCGUGCAAGGAGGAGCAGCGGCCCCGGACCGCCAACAAGGCCCCUGGCAGCAAAGGUGUCAAGCAGAAGUCGCCGCCCGCUGCGGUGGCUGUGACCGCGGCUGGCCCGCCGCCCGCGGUGCCCGGCGCACCCGCGGAGAGCGCGCCCGCGCCCACGCGGAGGUCAGCGGGCAAGAAGCCCACCCGGCGCACCGAGAGGGCCUCGGCCGGGGACGGGGCCGGCUGCCACCGGCCCGAGGAACCGCCGGCCCCCGAGGCGCUGGGGGCCAGCGUGGGGGGUCCCCCAGAGCCCCCCAAAAGCAGACCCUGCGGUAACAGCAGGACGAGCCACCGCAAGGAGCUGCGCUCCUCCGUGACCUGUGAGAAACGGCGCACGCGGGGCCUGAGCAGGAUCGUCCCGAAAUCCAAGGAGUUCAUUGAGACCGAAUCUUCGUCUUCCUCCUCCUCCUCGGACUCGGACCUGGAGUCGGAGCAAGAGGAGUACGUCCUGUCCAAGGCCCAGCCCGCCGCCGCGAGCGAGCAGCGGCUGAAGGAGGCCACCAGUAGCAGCAGCUGCAGCAGCACCUCCCGGGCCUCUGUGGGCUCCAUCAACGCCAGGACCACCAGUGACAUCGCCAAUGACCCCGAGGAACAGUUCUACACGCUGGUCCCCUUUGGCAGGAACGAACUGCUUUCUCCUCUGAAGGACAGCGACGAGGUCAGGUCCCUCUGGGUCAAAAUCGACCUGACCCUCCUGUCCAGGAUCCCACAACACCUGUCCCAGGAGCCUGGGGUCCUGAGCGCCCCUGCAGCCAAGGAUGUGGAGAGCGCCCCAGCCAGCCAUGCGUUAGAUGCCCCUGCUGAAAAGACUCUGCCAAAAUCCAAGAGGAAACGCAAGUGUGACAACGACGAUGACUACAGGCAGAUAAAGAAGGCCCAAGGAGAGAAGGAGAGCGCUCCACGCCUGGCCGCCUCCGCUAAUAACACCUUGUCCGGCAGCCAUUGUAACAUGAACGUCAACAGCUUGGCAAUACCAAUAAACAAAAAUGAAAAAAUGCUCCGGUCCCCCACUUCGCCACUCUCCGAUAUAUGUAAACACAAACACACCAGCGAGGACUUGGCUUCUUCCGGCCGACCUCAUGGCAAUGGGGUGCUGACUUCUGCGUCUUCCAGCAAGAAGCCGAAGGCUGACAGCCAGCUGCAGUCACAUGCUGGAGACCUCUCGAAGGCCUCUCACAGCAGUUCUGAAAAUGGCAUCCUCCAUAGCAAGUCACGGCCACAGACUGAGCCAUGGUCUCCGGGUUCCAGUGGUCACAGGGACUGCAAGAGACAGAAACUCAUCUUUGAUGACAUGCCUCGCAGUGCAGACUAUUUUAUGCAAGAAGCUAAACGGAUGAAGCAUAAAGCAGAUGCAAUGGUGGAGAAGUUCGGGAAGGCCUUGAACUAUGCCGAAGCAGCCUUGUCCUUCAUCGAGUGUGGAAAUGCAAUGGAACAAGGUCCGAUGGAGUCCAAGUCUCCAUACACCAUGUACUCAGAGACCGUGGAGCUCAUCAGGUAUGCUAUGAGACUAAAAACCCACUCAGGCCCCAAUGCCACACCCGAGGACAAACAACUAGCUGUGCUUUGUUACCGAUGCCUGGCUCUCCUGUACUGGCGGAUGUUUCGGCUCAAAAGGGACCAUGCUGUCAAGUAUUCGAAAGCACUUAUCGACUAUUUUAAGAAUUCCUCGAAGGCUGCCCAAGCACCGUCCCCAUGGGGCUCCAGUGGCAAGAGCACUGGAAGCCCCUCCCCCAUGUCUCCCAACCCCUCUCCCGCCAGCUCCGUGGGCUCUCAGGGCAGCCUCCCCAGCUCGGGCACCCUGUCCCCAGCGACCAUCGUCAGCAUCCCCCAGCGCAUUCACCAGAUGGCGGCCAAUCACGUCAGCAUCACCAACAGCAUCCUCCACAGCUACGACUACUGGGAGAUGGCUGACAACCUGGCCAAGGAAAACAGAGAGUUCUUCAAUGACCUGGAUUUGCUCAUGGGCCCCGUCACCCUGCACAGCAGCAUGGAGCACCUGGUCCAGUACUCCCAGCAAGGCUUGCACUGGCUGCGGAGCAGCACGCACCUGGCCUAGGGGCCCGCCUUCGAGCCUGACUGUGCUUCCUUCUCCUCGGUGGCUCGGUGUCUCUGGACCCUGUGCUGCUGACCUUCCCAGCCACGGCGCUUCCUGAACCAUGGUGAACGUUUCCUCAGAGCCCAACAAUGAUCUCUUCCUGGGUGGGGGAGGGGAGUAUCUAGAGGUGGGUUCAUAGGACGCUGCUUGUGUGUGUGUGUGUGUGUGUGUGUGUGUGUGUGUGUGUAAGGCUGACACCUCUUCGAAACACAUUUCCUUUGUCUAGUGUAUAAUCCCAGGCUAGACAAGUGAUCAGAGGCCCCUCACUGGAGGAAAUCCUCGCAGCGCACGUGUGCGCACACACUCAGACACACCGUACCCCCAGUGCUAAGCCAUUGCCGCCUUCGAAACUCCCACCAAAAUCUCCUAUUGCUGAACCUGGUGUGGCCCCAGCGCACCGAAAGCUUAACUGCCGGAUGAGUUGAACCUGUCUCUUAUGAUUGAUUACUUUCAGUAUUAUAUACCAUUCCCCAAUUGCUUUUGGUUGUUGUGUAUUAAUGAGCAAUUGACUAAUGAAAACAAGCCAGUUAUUUUUAUGCCAGAAGCUCACUAGAUUGCAUGUUACCAAACACCCUGCCCCUCCUCUAAAUACCCUCUCCCCUGUCCCUCCUCCACCAAACACAUUGGCCAAUGGAGUCCCACGAGCUUGCCUUGUCCCCACGUAAGAUAAAAAUGGCACCAGGAUUCGGUAAAAGCCGGACAGCCACAAAAGCAGCAGCGGCUGUUCCGGUUCAGAAUGAAGGUCUGCGCCUGUGGCAAUAAGCCCUCUAGACAUGCGUAUUCUUCCUCCUGCCACUGUGACUCUGUGGCCCUAGAGCCACCUGGCCUUUGCCAGCUAGGACAUUUCAAGUCUCUUCUCUCUACAGCAGCUCUCCGGCAGCUUCUCUCAGUCAAACAGGGGCGUUGUCUAGAGCACGCCAUCCCUAGAGCUGGCUGCUGCUGAGCAGACUGACAGCUGCUGGCUGUACAGAUGCUUCCUGGUUCCUGCUCUGCACACACAACGUGUGACCACAGGCCUUGAGUGCAUUGGGGGGUAUUUUUCAAGCUUUUUAAAAAGCUGCCUACAGUGCAGAAAAACUUAUCCCCGUGAUGACCACAUCUCUGUUUGGAACAGCAUCAACCAGAGUGUCUUGCUGACAUCUUAUGUAUCUGGUGUGCUGAUGUCUUGACCAUGGUUCUCGUCUGUUUGGGGUUUUUUAUUAUUAUUAUGAUUAUUAUUAUUAUUAUAUGUUUUAAUUUUUCAGCAUCUUGUUUACAAUUUUUGUCUGAAGUUUGUUUUCUCAUGUUUUGUCAUUCCCUAGACUUAGUCUUCUUGUUAAAUAUACAUGGAUCUGAAAUAUUAGUAUAAAGAAACAAGUCCUGUAAACAAGGUAUAUCUUGCCACAUUUUAAAAACAAACUAGUGUCCUUGAGUUACUUGACAAAACUGUACCAGGUCAGCCAGAGGGAGAUAGGCAGGGCCACCGUCAGAGCAGCGCAUUGCUCAAGGAGGCCGUGGUGUCUCCCGGUGUGUGUCCUUGUUCCCACCGCCUCCCUCUGAGCUUGGUUGCAUUCCCAUUCCCAUUUUGUCAGCUUUGUCAGCAGGUGGCAAAUAAGAUUGCUCUGAUUCCCCAGUUCCAAGUGCAGAUUCAAAAACUACACAAACAGUUGAACACAGUUUGGUGAUUUGCACCAAACUGAAUUGUGGAAUUUGCAUUUGGCUUUGACCCUCAAGCACUUGAAAUUUUUAGCAAUAUAUUGACUUCAAAUGUUUGGGACCAGAAAUGUUUUUUAUAAGAUGUUAGAAUAUUUGUGACUACAGAAUAAGGUAUCUUGGGGGAGAGGACUCCAGUCUAAACGUGGGAUUCCCUUCUGUUUGACACAUGCCUGUACACAUGAGGGCAGUGCCUGCAGUAUUGAUCGCCUGUGAGGUCGGAUGUGGGAUUUUCCACUGAUGUCGAAUCACUGCUCAAGAAGUUCUCGAUUCUGGAGCAGUUCAGGUUUCAGAUUCUUGAAAUGAGAACAUUACACCUGCAUUUCCACAUUUGUAUCUAGCUAUACAGCGUGCCCCCUGCGGCCCUUUCACUAACUGUUGGCAGGUUUGUGAUACCAUCCUGUGUUUAAAGUCUGAAUAUAAGAAAUUUUGAAUCUCCUUUUGUGCAGGAGUGAGACUUUGUUCUAGUUGCUCUUGGCGAAUUCUGGUGAAAAGUUGAAACUCUCACAAAGAGGGUUGCCCUCGAGGGCCUCUGUGCAACCUUGCGGAGGAGCUUUUUCUGGUCCUGCCUCUCUUUAAAGAUGUCGGCUUAGUUGUGACACCAUGCAAUCCACAUCCCUGGGAAACCCAUCAAAUUACAAGCUGGCCGCUGUCUGGUUGUGCCAGCACAGGCUUUAUGAACACACUGAUGACCUGUUUCCCAAAAAGAACUGAAUUGUGGAAUUUAGUUCUGCUCUUGGGAGGGGCAGGGGCAUGGCUUCAGUCCUGGCCAUUCUCUAACCUCAUCCAUGGAGCGUGUGUCAGGCCCCACCUUACGGGGCUCAAUGUUGGCAGUUCUGGAAAGGGCCACCUUCCACUUGAUGCUCCAAAAGGCAUCCAUAACAUGUUCCUUUUCUUAAGCUGGGUUGCGAGUUGAAACAUCUUUCUUACACUUUAUGGCUGUAACAGUACCACGCGUUCAAAUAAUGCUGAAAUAUAGAGGCUGUAAGCCUGUGGUUGCCUCAGCACUCUCAGAAGCUCACAGCUCAGUGACCCCUAUCUUUCCAGAGAGUUUUACAUUUAAACAAAACACUCAUUACCACUUGCUUCUAUUUGAAGGCAUACUCUUCCUUCAGAUGUCCCACCGAAGUCCCACCCGUCUUAUCUCCCGUGACCUGAGUAGAUGCCACCCUUUGUCACAGUGUUAGAAUUACCUUUGAAGGGAGUAGCCGAACAAGAUUCCUGAACAAACAUUGGCAUUAGUUGUUACUCUGCCCUUAGCAGUCUCUGGUGCAGAUGUGCCUGGAGAGAGAUGACUGGUUAAAACAGGGGCUUUCGGAAAUGUUCAAACUGCAAAUGGAAACUUGGUCCCACUCUCUAAAGAGGAACCUACUGGAAAAAUACACAAAACGGUUGACAGAUGGCGUGCUAGACUGACCCCAUGGAAUGCAGCAUACCGAGGCUCUCUGCACUAAAACUUAUCCCAGUGUGCACAUUGACCGGUGGAUGUCUAUGUGACAGUGAUGUGUAUGUCUCUGACACCCAUACAAAAUAGUCACGGUUUGUAUAAAUGCAUACAUUUAAAAAUACAUAGGUACAGUACAUCUGACAUAAAACUGUAGUAUGCCUGACAGACAUUACUAGUGCCUAAUACUGAGUAUAAGUCACUGUGUAUUCACGUCACCUUGGAAGGACAGUCAUUGUUAUAAAAGUAACCAGUGAAGUGGCAUUAUUUAUGAAUCACAUCUUUGAAACUGGGCAGUAACAUAUGCAUAUAUAUUUUUAAAUAACAUUUUUCACAGUUUUCCAGAGUUACUGUUGAAAUCUGUGUCGCCAAAAAAGAGAGAGAAAGAGAGACAGAAAGAUGCAAGAUUUUUUUUAAUGAUGUAGACACUCUUCAGACCCAGUGAUCGACGUGUGAUUUCCUGUUUGUAGAUAUUCAAGAGACUUUAGCAGUCACCAGCCUUAAUGCAUGUACAGGAUAUUAUUGUGACUUAAUUUAUCUGCAGUUUUUAAUCCAUUCAAAAUUGGAGUUUAUAAACGGACUUGGACUAAAUAUGUCUGCCUUUCUAAGGCUGCAAACAAUACAUUAAAUGAUUUCUGUUGUACGUGAGAGAAGUCGAGUCGUACAUUUAAAAAAGAAAGUUCACCAGUUUCUGUUAAUAUUUCACAAG